Messenger RNA from Ornithodoros turicata, 897 nucleotides. Its product is annotated as tigger transposable element-derived protein 4-like. The coding region runs from base 1 to 897 and encodes 298 amino acids. The transcript has a single exon. Gene Ontology annotation, molecular function: DNA binding. Gene Ontology annotation, cellular component: nucleus. The record is from RefSeq and is a predicted model, not a curated record. NCBI's taxonomy places the organism in Eukaryota, Metazoa, Arthropoda, Arachnida, Ixodida, Argasidae.
AUGACCGGGACGGAAAAGCUUCCCCUUUUCGUGAUCAGGAAGCGGUCAAAGCCGCGGUGCUUUAAGAACAUUCCAACGCUGCCAACGGAGUAUACUGCCCACAAAAAAGCGCGAAUGACCGCCGAUCUGUUUAAGCAGUGGCUAAAAACAUGGGACAGGAAGCUUGAAUUGAGAAACAGAAAGGUUCUCCUCAUCGUCGACAAUUGUACGGCGCACAAGAUGGACGUCGAGCUGAGAGCUAUUGGGCUGGCUUUCCUUCCGGCAAAUACGACAGCAGCGUUGCAGCCGAUGGAUCAGGGCGUGAUCAAGAAUACGAAGACGUUUUAUAGACGUCAUAUGCUUGAGCGUUUGAUCCUGUGCGGUCCAAGCAACACCGUGACUCUGCUUUUGGUGUUGCACAUGCUUGCACAUGCGCGGGACCAAGUCGUGCCAUCGACCAUCGCGGACUGUUUCUGCCACUGUGGCUUCAUCGCCCCAAGCUGUUCCACCGCUCGGUACACGUGUCUGCAGGAAUUAACCGAUGACGUGUUCUAUGAGGAGAAUAUUCCAGCAAACAUUCAUGAGGCACUGCAAGGCGUGCGCUUCACAGUUUACGUUGACGCGGAUGGUGCUGCGGCAGUCUGCGGUGUCCGCAGCGAUGAAGACAUCGUAGCGGAAGUGUCAGGGCGACAAGAACGGGACGAAGAAAACGAAGACAGUGAAGAGGUGGAAGAAACGACGGUGCGGCCAUCCUCAUCACAAGUUUUGGAAGCACUUAAUGUUGCCCGCCAAUUCUUCAGCCAUGAAGAAGGCCAAGAGGACGCUCUUCACCAUCUUCGUGUUUUGGAGCACAAGCUGAUGGUGUUCAGUUUUCGAGUGCAGAAGCAGCAAACAAUCACUGACUUUUUUCAUCAAUAA